This is a messenger RNA of Tripterygium wilfordii, 615 nucleotides long. RefSeq names its product paired amphipathic helix protein Sin3-like 5. Gene Ontology annotation, biological process: regulation of DNA-templated transcription. The record is from RefSeq and is a predicted model, not a curated record. NCBI's taxonomy places the organism in Eukaryota, Viridiplantae, Streptophyta, Magnoliopsida, Celastrales, Celastraceae. Bases 1 to 510 code for a protein of 169 amino acids. Gene Ontology annotation, molecular function: transcription corepressor activity. The transcript is spliced from 4 exons.
AUGAUUGAGGAAGGAGAACUGGAUAGAGCCGUGGCGUAUGUUCAUAAUGUGAGCAAAACUUUUGAAGACAAAAUUGAAACAUAUAAAGCCUUCCUUGAUGUUAUGACAAGUUUCCGGAACGACAGAAUUGGAAUACUUGAAGUAGUGGCAAAGGUGAUGCGAUUGUUCGAAGGUCAUCAAGAAUUAAUUUCAGAGUUCGUUACCUUCUUGCCCGACCCUGAGAAUAUUGUUGGUUAUCAAAAAAUCAUGAAUUUAUCAAGACGUAGGAUUCAGCCACUCGGCGAGGGCCGUGGGAGGAAUAAAAAGGAAGGGUUCUUUGAGGCCUUCGCAUAUGUCCAUUCAGUGUGGGAAACAUAUCCACACAAUAAAGAAAUAUUGAAGGCAUUGCAUGAUGUUUUGACAGAUUACCAGGAAAAAAGAAUUGGGAAGGUUGAUGUGUUGCCAAGGAUUGAGGAUUUGUUCCAAGAUCAUGAAGAACUAGUUUUGGGUUUCAAGAAUUUCUCUAUAUAGCCCAAUCAAAAGAAUAAUUCAGUGAAUUAGACUAGGGAAUAAGUAUUUCCAACAAAUAAUUCUUGAGCUUUAAUUAAUUUCUCAAAGGAAUGAACAAGAUGGAGC